This is a messenger RNA of Mesorhabditis spiculigera, 639 nucleotides long. The record is from the annotation of a GenBank genome assembly. NCBI's taxonomy places the organism in Eukaryota, Metazoa, Nematoda, Chromadorea, Rhabditida, Rhabditidae.
AUGCGCCCCCUAGAGCGGGCCUUCUACAAGUACGGCGAGCUGAUCGCCCGCCACCCUUGGCCGUUCAUUAUUGUCCCCGCGCUGCUGACGGUCGUCUCCACCUACGGGUUCCUGUUUUUCCACACACAGGCCUUCCUCGGGUAUUCCAUCGGAAAUUUGACGCGAGAUUCGGCUGGGAUCGUGCGUGAGGCACGGCUGAUUAUCCUGCACUAUAUGGUGGACACUUCACUGCCGAACGGCAAGCAAUUGGCACUGAAUUUCGAGAUGCAGUUGAGGAAGAUUUUUGAGGUAUUGACACAUGGAAGCGGAAAACUGGAUUUUGCCCUCCUGAGCCGAACGCGAGAAUUGGAAGAGCAGAGAGCGAUCAGCCUGACGUCGAUCCCGUACCUCUUCGUGACGGCGCUCGUGCUCCUCGGCUUCAUGAUCAUCACCCUGUUUCAGCUGCCCUUUCACCGUAGCCAGCACAUUGAGGCAAUAAUCGGUGUCGUCUCACCCGGCAUGGCCCUUUGGACGACGGCUGGAUUUCUUUGGUGGGCCGGGUUCCCGUUCUCGAACAUCCUGACCGUCGUUCCGUUCCUGGUCAUCACCAUCGGCAUCGACGACGCGUUCCUGGUACUGGCUGGGUGGCGGCAGAGCACG